AUGCAGCUCAUCUCCGCGAUCCUUCGCGGCUUCCAAGCCAUUUUCGCGGUCAUCGUCCUCGGUAUCUCCGUCGACCUUGCGCGCGGUCAAGAAACGGCCCUCGAGUCCGUCCCCGCUGCAACGGGCUACGCAGCCUUUUGCGGUGCCUUCGGGACCCUCGCCGCAUUCAUUGGAGUCGCCUCGCUCUUCGUCUCGUCGCUGGAGGGAAUAGUCACCUGGGCUCUAGACGGCCUCUCGUCGUUGACGAUGCUCGCCGCGGGGAUUGCCUUCGCCGUCCUCCUCCGCGACGCCCCCUGCUCAAACCCCAGCGUGAUCGAACACAACAGUCUUCUGAACGGCGGCUGCAUGAAACAUGACGGAGACUUGUACUGUCGGUACACGGCACGAUCGGGGACUGGGAAAUUGAAAAGCCGCUGUGUCUCGGCCAAGGCUGAUAGCGCGUUUAUGUUUAUUACCUGUGUGACUUGCAUUGGGAUUGUUGCGUAUAGUUUCUUUGUUAGGGGACGCGGGGCGAAGGGGGUUAGUUAUGCUUGA
Molecule: messenger RNA, 534 nt
Organism: Aspergillus calidoustus
Lineage: Eukaryota; Fungi; Ascomycota; Eurotiomycetes; Eurotiales; Aspergillaceae
Source: the annotation of a GenBank genome assembly